Molecule: messenger RNA, 3003 nt
Organism: Talaromyces marneffei
Lineage: Eukaryota; Fungi; Ascomycota; Eurotiomycetes; Eurotiales; Trichocomaceae
Exons: 5
Coding region: 1-3003 (1000 amino acids)
Biological process (GO): GPI anchor biosynthetic process
Cellular component (GO): endoplasmic reticulum membrane
Molecular function (GO): mannose-ethanolamine phosphotransferase activity
Source: RefSeq, a predicted model, not a curated record
AUGGCGCGUGUCGGUCGUUCGGGGUUUCUAGCCAUAGCUCUCGCCUUUCAUCUGAUGUACCUCUAUUCAAUUUUCGAUAUCUAUUUCGUCAGCCCAAUUGUGAGUGGCAUGCGACCAUUCGCCAUUGAACGUGAAAUUGGAACAGAAGCACCCGCAAAACGCCUUGUCCUGUUUGUCGGGGAUGGCCUUCGUGCCGAUAAGGCCUUCCAGGCUUUCCCAGAUCCCUCUCCACCCGCCGAGCUUGGCCCGGAAGACAUCGAUACGCCUAUUCGCUUAGCUCCGUUCGUACGAUCUCGAGUGCUAGAUCACGGCACCUUUGGUGUUUCGCACACCCGUGUUCCUACAGAAUCUCGCCCGGGCCAUGUCGCUCUGAUUGCCGGUUUAUACGAGGAUGUCUCGGCGGUGAUGACAGGUUGGAAACUGAACCCGGUGAAUUUUGACAGUGUCUUCAAUAGAAGUCGACAUACAUGGAGUUGGGGUAGUCCGGAUAUUCUGCCCAUGUUCAAGGAGGGAGCGGUCCCUGGGCGCGUCUCUGCUGAUACAUAUCACGAGGAAGCGGAAGAUUUCACUUCGGACGCAACUCAGUUGGAUAUUUGGGUAUUUGAUAAAGUCAAGGAGCUAUUCGCCGAGGCCAAAACUAACCCCGAACUGAAUGCACAAUUGAGUGAAGACAAAAUCGUCUUCUUCCUGCAUCUACUUGGUUUGGAUACAACCGGCCAUGGUUUCCGGCCAUAUUCCAAAGAGUACUUGAAUAAUAUCAAAGUUGUCGACAAGGGUGUGCAGGAAAUUACAGAAUUGAUCGAUGACUUUUACAACGAUGGAAAGACCGCCUACGUAUUUACGGCAGAUCACGGUAUGAGCGAUUGGGGUAGUCAUGGAGAUGGCCAUCCUGAUAAUACGCGCACUCCCCUCGUGGUCUGGGGCUCUGGAGUUGCUUCCCCAAAGUAUGUGGAAGACGGACAGUCAAGCGGACAUGAGGACGGCUUCUCAUCUGACUGGGGAUUUGAUCAGAUCAAAAGACACGACGUGGAGCAAGCUGAUGUUGCCGCUCUCAUGGCGUAUCUAGUUGGACUGGACUUUCCAGUAAACUCGGUUGGUCGACUUCCUCUUGAGUACAUCGACGCCUCGCCACGAGAGAAAGCAUUGGCGUUCUGGGCAAACACACAAGAAGUCCUGGAAAUGUAUCAUGUCAAGGAAAAGCAAAAGAGCCAAAACCAGCUGAACUUCAAACCUUAUGCGCCAUUGGGAGAGGAGGAAUUGGCUGCGCGCACUUCUGAAAUUGAAACAUUGAUUUCUGACGGCAAAUAUGCUGAAUCCAUUGAGGUUUCUGACCAGCUGUUUACCUCCGCACUUGAAGGUCUUCGAUAUCUUCAGACUUACGAUUGGCUUUUCCUGCGAACAAUUGUCACGGCAGGAUAUCUUGGUUGGAUUGCGUAUGCAAUUACAACCGUCAUCGAUCUUCACAUUCUGCAUGGGUCGUCCGAUGCGCACCGUACUUUCUUUGGUACUUCGGUCUUUGUAUCGAUUCUCGUCGGGCUGUACUCUGUUUUUAUAUAUCAACGUUCCUCGUGGAGAUAUUACGCGUACGGAGCAUUCCCUGUUUUCUUCUGGGAGGAGGUUUUUGCUCGGAGAAAGGCUUUGAUUGCCGGUCGACAGAUUCUACUCAAACACGUACACUCUUUCGGUGGUUAUGUUGGGUUUUUCCUCCAAAGUGUGUUGUUUCUAGGAGUGUUAGAAGCUUUGGUUCAAUCAUAUUUCCAUCGAGAAAUAUUCACUGUAUUGUUUAUCCUUGCAGCCUUCUGGCCGCUAUUCUAUGGCACCAGCUUUAUAGCACGCAACCUUGCUCUGACAGGGGCUUGGGCUGUUGGAUGUGUCCUCAUGAGCCUUUUUACUCUUUUGCCCGUUGUCAAGGUCGAAAAUACCACAACAAUUACCGUUGGGGGAAUGCUCAUGUUUCUGGCUGGUCUGUUCUACCUAGCCUUUGAAGAAACCAUCACCAAGGGAUCUGGACAUCCAAUCAGCGCCUUCGGAUCUCGCAUAAUCAUGGGAAUACAGUUGGGCAUGAUACUUCUCGCCGUGAUUGUUACACGUUCUAGCGCAUUAUCCCUACAAGCCAAAGCAGGUCUUCCCCUAGGCAAUCAGAUCGUGGGUUGGAUUGUUUUGGUAUCAUCAUUGCUUCUCCCAUUCGCGCACCGAAUUUAUCCAAAUAGCUACUAUCUUCACCGAUUGGUCAUGAUUUUCCUGACUUUUGCCCCAACAUUUGUGAUUCUUACUAUCUCAUACGAGGGGCUGUUCUAUUUCGUUUUCUGCAUGACUCUAGCCACUUGGGUUCGACUGGAGCAUGCUCUUUACGUAUAUCAGAAACAAUCAACAUCAACAACUCCGGCUGUUGAUAAACCCACUACGUCUACUACAGCUACCGAAACAACAACGACAACAACAACAGUCGACGGCGAAACACACUCAUAUCGCGCUCUUACCCUCUCUGACACCCGGGUGGCACUCUUCUUCUUCUACCUUGUCUUAUCCGCCUUCUUCAGCACGGGCAACAUCGCCUCCGUCUCCUCCUUCUCACUCGAUAGUGUCAACCGCCUCAUUCCCGUCUUUAACCCAUUCAGUCAAGGCGCUCUCCUCAUUCUGAAACUCAUGAUCCCCUUCGCCGUCAUCAGCGCCAAUCUAGGCAUACUCAAUAAACGUCUCGAAGUCGCACCGAGCGCUCUGUUCAUGACCGUCAUGACGAUAUCAGAUAUAUCGACGCUAAAUUUCUUCUACAUGGUUCGCGACGAUGGAUCGUGGCUCGAGAUCGGCACAACAAUUAGCCAUUUCGUCAUUGCGAAUCUCCUUUGUUUCUUUGUUGCUGGUCUGGAGUUCGUGAGUGAGAUGUUUGUUAGUGGUGUUGAUUUAGGAGAUUCUCCUUCUGCUUCCUCGAAGCUGGGGGCUGUUGUGGAGAAAAUUGCCGAGAAUGAGGUUGUCGGUAAUGGCGCGACUAAGAAAAGUGGUUAA